Lampris incognitus (smalleye Pacific opah) is the source of this 2419-nucleotide messenger RNA. Its product is annotated as Golgi reassembly-stacking protein 2-like. NCBI's taxonomy places the organism in Eukaryota, Metazoa, Chordata, Actinopteri, Lampriformes, Lampridae. Gene Ontology annotation, cellular component: Golgi apparatus. The record is from RefSeq and is a predicted model, not a curated record. Gene Ontology annotation, biological process: Golgi organization. Gene Ontology annotation, molecular function: protein binding. The transcript is spliced from 10 exons. The coding region runs from base 104 to 1447 and encodes 447 amino acids.
ACGUGUACCGGCCGGGCUGUAAGGGUUUAAGCAUCUCCCAUCCACGAAGGAGGAAGACAACUGCCUACAAAACACUUUAAAAGUCCUCAAACAUAGAAUAGUCAUGGGAGUAACGCAGAGUGUGGAGAUACCGGGAGGUGGCUCUGAAGGUUACCAUGUUCUCCGUGUUCAGGAGAAUUCCCCUGGACAUCGAGCUGGACUGGAACCUUUCUUUGAUUUCAUCGUCUCUAUCAAUAACACCAGACUGAACAAGGACAAUGACACCCUGAAGGACUUGCUGAAGGCCAGCGUGGAAAAGCCAGUAAGGAUGCUGGUUUACUCCUCUAAAACCCUGGAGCUUAGGGAGUCCACUGUCACCCCUAGCAACCUAUGGGGGGGCCAGGGUCUGCUUGGGGUGUCUAUUCGAUUCUGCAGCUUCGAGGGUGCCAAUGAGAAUGUUUGGCAUGUGCUGGAGGUGGAACCUAAUUCCCCUGCAGCGCUGGCUGGCUUGCGGCCGCACACAGAUUACAUCAUAGGAGCUGACACUGUUAUGAAUGAGUCAGAGGACCUCUUCUCUCUGAUAGAGACCCAUGAGGGAAAGGGCCUCAAACUCUAUGUGUACAAUACUGACACUGACAACUGUAGAGAGGUGGUCAUCACGCCCAACAGUGCCUGGGGAGGGGAGGGCAGCUUAGGUUGUGGGAUUGGCUACGGUUACCUCCACAGGAUUCCCACCCGACCCUUUGAAGAGGGGAAGAAAAUCAAUUUCCAUGGAAACACUGCCAGUGAGCCUACCAGUCCGAUAAAGGAUGGGUUCACUGAGGUCCAGCUUUCAGCUGUGACCCCUCCUUCUUCUGUACCUGCUGUCCCCUCUGGCCUAGACGAUUCGAUGUCUGGUCUGUCGAUCAACACUGCCCCGCCUACCAUACCUAGUGAGCUUCAGACAGGUCUACCCACAGUUCCUCUGCUGCCCACCUCUUCCGCUCCCUCCCUCACACCCCUCACUCCACUGAACCCUGCUGCCACCAACUUUAAUUCUGCCACCACACUACCAGGUCUAAUGCCUCUCCCAGGCAGCCUACCCCAACUGCCUAACCUCCCAAACCUCAACUUGACACUCCCAGACCUCAGUGCAGUCUCAUUAGCAGGUAUCAGCAACCUCCCACCACCAGGAAGCACAGCAUUUCCUCCUCUGGCCACUCUACCGCCCCUCAACCUGCCAGGUCUGACCCCCUUACCCCCUCUACCCACUGUCCUAUCCUCCCAGCUUCCUCCUCUUUUGCCCCAGGGAGUGAGCCCAGUCCUGCCCCCUGCUGCAGUCACCCCACCAGGGACAACAUCAACCACUGUCCCCAAGGUCCCGGCUUCUGUCACAGUGCCCUCCCCCGCUGCUGCCACGGAGACUGCCUCCACAGACACCACAGAAUUACAGGCCCCCGUGGAAACACCGCCGCUGUCAUCAUCUUAACAGGAAGGAGAGGUCUUUACUCGCCAUCGAACCAAAACACACAUGGUCUCUCUCUCUCUUUUCCUGUCCGUUGCUCUCCAUGUUUCUUCCUAUUUAUUUGGCCAAGAGGGACAGACAGCUGUGUGGUUGCAGACUAUGGCUAGCCAUAUGCCAGAGGUGGUUUGAGGAGCUCGCAUGAACAUGAAGAACUGAGGACAGAUAUAGAUUUGUCCCACCAAAAUGUCUGCAUGUUCCAGGUCAAGUCUCCUUUUCUCCUUUCUCCAAAUUGAAGCCCCAGCGCUGUGGCUGGUCCAAAGCUACUGUAUGAGAGGGACAAGGUUUCCUUUCUGACUUAUUUGUCUGCUUUACACCUCUGCAGUUACAAGGUGGCAAAGAACUAUCUCUGGAUCAUAUUCCCUUUCUGGUCUGUCAAUCCUUUGAGUUUUACAUGGGCUUUUUUUUUUUUUAAUACAUCAUGUAUUAACUUCACCACUAAUACGUGGACCCCUGACCAGUUUAUUUUAUUUCAUUAUGCCAUUUAUGAAUCUAUUUUUGUUGAAAUUUCUAUAUGAUUGUUUCCACACGAUGAAUGAUUCUGCAUUACUUUGCACCACAUUUGUGUUUUGGGAUUUAUUAUGCAAGUCUGUCCCUGCAGUAUGUCUUAAUAAUACAUUUACACAACUCUAAAAUACCCCUCAGUACUGGGUGUGGAUGGUGACUGCAAAGCCAUGCAUGAAGGGACAGGAGGUCAAAGCUACUCAAGCCACUGAACAGUGUGUAUAAUGUCUGUUGGGUGUCUUAAUAUGUACGGAAAAAAAUAUUGGUGCAAGGUUACAAAAAGGAUAUUACCCUAAGAAUCCUCCUGUCUCUCCUGACAUGGCUGGUGUAAGAGGGAAAACUGUGUUGCAGUGAUGCUGUAAAAGCCACAGGAUGUCACUGUGAGACAACCUUUAAAAUCAUCAAUGUACAGUGCAAGAAAUAAAGCCAAUUCAA